Molecule: messenger RNA, 2901 nt
Organism: Aureobasidium subglaciale EXF-2481
Lineage: Eukaryota; Fungi; Ascomycota; Dothideomycetes; Dothideales; Saccotheciaceae
Exons: 2
Coding region: 1-2901 (966 amino acids)
Source: RefSeq, a predicted model, not a curated record
AUGGUUGCGAACUCCGACUCGCUCACACAACCUGCUGUCGGCGCAUCCGAAUGGUCUCAUCAAGCUGUCACGGCUGCUCCAGCCAAGGAGAAACAACCGCAAGAGAAUGAGCUGGAAUGGCAGGAGAUGCCUGCCUUUGCUACCCACACCAUCUACGACGAUUGGGGCAAGAUCGUCGCCCGUGAGGUCGCAGAACUUGAGGACGAAGACUAUGCAUACGGCAAUGCUGCUGCAAAGGGCUAUACCAGAGUUCAGCUUGAUGACGAUGUUCAAUCUGCCACCAGUCUAGAUGAGGACACUGCCUACCUCUUCAAGCCAGAUGCUGGUGCCAACACCUUGGACGACGACGACAGCCGCGAUGUUUUAUCCCAGAUGCAAGCCACGAAGGAUCUCCUGACUGAAGGCCAACGCAUCGCCUACGUCGGUCUUGUUCGAGUGUCCAUGUAUCAGAUGACAAAAUACCUCGAAGGCCUCGACAAGACUCGUUCUACAAAGAAACAGCUCGACGUUGCCGUAGAGUCUAUGCAAAUGUGGGGCCAGAAGAUCAUGGUGCGCCUGUACAGUCACAUGGAUCUCGAUGCCGCCGAACAGAUCAUGAUUGAGCAGCUGGCCGAACACGGCGUUGAACCUGCAGAUCUAACGACCCCCCUGAUGCAGAACGCCAGAGUCAAAAAUCCCACAAAGGCCAAGGAAGACGCUCCUGCCUCCCCAAAUCUCUCGGAUUCUCAAACUCUCAAGUCACCGCCUCUCAGUGCCCCCCCGACCCCUUCAAUGCCCCCACCAUAUGAGCAAGAGACACCGCCGGAUUAUUCGGUCAAGGAUCCAUCGGAGCUACCAGACACGAAAAAUAUCGACAUCGACCUUCGAUGGACUGUUCUUUGCGAUCUGUUCCUAGUCUUGGUUGCUGACAGUGUCUACGAUGGUCGUUCAAGGGCCCUUCUGGAAGCAGUCGGAAGCGCUCUCUCUGUGGACUGGCUCGAAAUUUGCCGCUUCGAAAAGCGAAUUACAGACGCUUUGGAGAUGCAGCAAGAGGCAGACAAGGAGAAUUGGAACGAAGAAGAACACACUGACAAGCGUCAAAAGAUGGCACGGAAUAGAAGACUGGUCAUGAUGGGCCUGGCCACCGUUGGUGGAGGUCUAGUCAUUGGCCUGAGUGCUGGUCUCCUCGCACCUGUCAUUGGCGCUGGUCUUGCUGCUGGGUUCACGACUAUCGGUGUCGCUGGAACGAGCACUUUCCUUGGAGGUGUUGGUGGCGCAGCUCUGAUUACAUCCAUUGGUGUCACCACAGGAGGUACAAUCGCAGUUCGAGCAAGUAACAGACGAACAGGCCCGGUCAAGACUUUCGAAUAUCGCCCACUCCACAACAAUAAACGUGUAAACCUUAUAGUCACCGUGGCAGGCUGGAUGACAGGCAAGGUCGAUGAUGUCCGUCUGCCUUUCAGUACGGUGAAUCCUAUCAUGGGCGAUAUCUACAGUGUACACUGGGAGCCAGAAAUGCUGCAAAGCAUGGGUCAGACCAUUAACAUUCUUGCAACUGAGGCUCUCACCCAAGGUCUUCAGCAAAUCCUUGGCAGUACGUUGCUCACCGCUCUCAUGUCUGCCAUGUCACUACCACUUGUGCUCACGAAGUUGUCAUAUCUGAUCGACAAUCCAUGGAGUGUAUCGAUGGCUCGUGCUGAUAUGGCUGGCUUGAUUCUUGCCGACUCGCUCAUUGAACGUAAUCUGGGCGUCCGACCUGUAACGCUUGUUGGCUUCUCUUUAGGCUCUCGUGUAAUUUACGCCUGUCUAAGAGAGCUCGCUAAUCGCGGCGCAUACGAUGUCGUCCAAAAUGUCUACGUUUUUGGCAGUCCGGUUGUGUUCAAAAAGGACGAUUACAUAAAGGCGAAAUCGGUAGUAGCAGGCAGAUUCGUCAACGGAUAUGCAACGAAUGACUGGAUCCUGGGCUAUCUGUUCCGCGCCACUGCCGGAGGUAUUAUGCGCAUUGCUGGACUUGCUUCGGUAGACAUCCCUGGUGUCGAGAACUACAACGUAACAGAGACCGUGGCUGGCCACAUGGCCUACCGUAAAGCUAUGCCGAAGCUGCUCAAGGAGGUCGGCUGGGUGGUUGAUAGCGAGGAGUUCUCUGAGAUUGAGGAUCCGGACCCGGACAACCACGAAAAGAGACAACGAGAACUCAUCAAUGAGAUCGAGGAGGCCAGACUGGCUCUUGAAAAGAAGCCCGAGAAGAAAGGCUUCAAAGCACUCUUCAGCCGAAACAAGAAGAACGCGGAGAAGAAAGAGUGGGAGACAUAUGACGAAAAGAUCAAGGCUGGACCUGCAAGUGAAUUGGCCGAUGGAUCUAACCAAGGAACACUCUUCGACAUUGAUGCUCUGCAGCACGAGGUGGCUGCACUCGCAGCCCAGGGUAUUGAGAUCAAAGAGAUCAAAGGCACAUUACCACCUAUGAAGAUUGACACCACAGCGAAUCCGAUAAACGGCGACGGAUUAAAAAGUCCGCCAAUUCUGCGGCAAACCAAGAGCUUCAGUGGUUUCUCAGAUGGAGCUAGAGACUCGUCGAGCAGCAUCAACCAAGCCAAUGGAACGAAUAGAAACCAACAACAUGACUACGACGAAUUUGAGUACACUGCUCAAAACGACUCUGAAAUAUCCAUGACUUUCGAGAGUCCGGAGAGACCUCGACCAACAUUUGGUGAUCGUCAAGCUUCAUCGCGCGGUUCACCGGUGCUCUCGCCUACAUCUUCGCAGUUCGCAAUCAGACCUGCGCUGCAAUCAUCAAACACCAUGCCGGUGUCCAAUCGUUCAGUGUCAAAUAACACGCCGAUGUCUUAUGAGCGUAAUGCAUGGGCGGACGAUGACGAUGAUUUUGGUAAGGAGAAGGAACUGUCGAUGACGUUCGAGUAG